AAAAGUUCUCGCGGUCUGGGGAGAGCUCACCACUGGUUCUUUGUGCGAGUGUGUUGGUGUGUUGCGUUGACUGAGGCACUCACCAUCGCUUUGACAAGCAGUUGAGAGGGAAAAAAGCGAAAAAAAAGUGUUCAAAUCAAGCCAGCCAUUGAAAAGCACGGACGGAAGACGGAACAUCAAAGCAAGCCACCUUCGAGAAAAAAAGUGUCUGGCAAGUCGCAACCCGGAGGAAAAUGCCUCUCCUACGGCAAAAGCUGUUCCAGAAAGUGUCCGGACAAGAAAAACAUCGCGAUAGUGACGAAGUGUUCUACUGUGCGACCACUAAUGAAAUCUUCAGCAAUUACGAAGACUAUUUCCAUCAUGUCGUGCUCAUCUCAUCGAUCGUAUGGACGUGUGAGAUCACGGGCAAACCGAAUCUUACCUACACGGAAGCGCUGGAGUCCGAGAAGCAGGCACGCAAGCUGGUCCGAUCGUUUCCCGCUGCAGUCAAGGGUCCGUUCCUGCUGGUGGCAUCCCACACCAAGCGGAGUUCCUUCAACGAGAUGCUCGACGAUGUCUUCGGUUUUGUCAAAGAUCAUUACUUCAAGGGAGAAACGGUCGACGCCAUCGAUCCCAACGAAAACGUCUACCGGGAGGCUAAGAUUGUCGAAGUGAUCCCACCGAGGUAAGUGACCAAGUAUGAUGCUUCCAAAC
Messenger RNA from Aedes aegypti (yellow fever mosquito), 693 nucleotides. Its product is annotated as bromodomain adjacent to zinc finger domain protein 1A-like. The coding region runs from base 234 to 668 and encodes 144 amino acids. The transcript has 2 exons. Gene Ontology annotation, biological process: chromatin remodeling. The record is from RefSeq and is a predicted model, not a curated record. NCBI's taxonomy places the organism in Eukaryota, Metazoa, Arthropoda, Insecta, Diptera, Culicidae.